This is a messenger RNA of Ochotona princeps (American pika), 226 nucleotides long. Its product is annotated as ubiquitin-like protein 5. Gene Ontology annotation, molecular function: protein binding; protein tag activity. The transcript has a single exon. The coding region runs from base 1 to 222 and encodes 73 amino acids. Lineage: Eukaryota; Metazoa; Chordata; Mammalia; Lagomorpha; Ochotonidae. Gene Ontology annotation, cellular component: nucleus; cytoplasm. Gene Ontology annotation, biological process: mRNA splicing, via spliceosome; protein modification process. The record is from RefSeq and is a predicted model, not a curated record.
AUGAUCAAGGUUGUUUCCAAUGACCAUCUGGGGAAGAAUGUCUGCGUCAAGUUCAACACUGAUCACACCAUCAGGGACUUUAAGAAACUGAUUGCAGCCCAAACCAACACCCAUUGGAACAAGAUUGUUCUGAAGAAGAGGUACACAAUUUUUAAGGACCAUGUGUUAUUGGGGGACUACGAAAUCAAUGAUGGGAUGAACGUGGAGCUUUACUACCAAUAGAACA